Molecule: messenger RNA, 4376 nt
Organism: Linum trigynum
Lineage: Eukaryota; Viridiplantae; Streptophyta; Magnoliopsida; Malpighiales; Linaceae
Source: the annotation of a GenBank genome assembly
CCGGGUGUUUUUUCAGUUCGUAUGGAUUGUCGGUAUAGUUUGUCAUUUUUGUCCACCAUGUUCGUACUGUUUGUAUGUCUAAAAAACACCCGGGUUGGCUUUGGGAAGGAGCCCCUCUAUAUAGGGAUGGAGCCUCCAAAGUCAACUCAGGUGUUUUUUCAGUUCGUAUGGAUUGUCGGUAUAGUUUGUCAUUUUUGUCCACCAUGUUCGUACUGUUUGUAUGUCUAAAAAACACCCGGGUUGACUUUGGGAAGGAGCCUCUCUAUAUAGAGAUGGAGCCUCCAAAGUCAACCCGGAUGUUUUUUCAGUUCGUAUGGAUUGUCGGUAUAGUUUGUCAUUUUUGUCCACCAUGUUCGUACUGUUUGUAUGUCGCGGUAAUAUUUGAUCUCGCGGUAAAUGUGAAACCGUACGUACAACAUGCAAGAAAGAAAACAUUGCCCUAGCGCCCACAUCCUUCCAUUUCCUCCCACCUCUCUUUUACUAGAUUCCUAGCCAAAUUCCUUAACCCUAAAUGAAACACCAAUUCAUUGCACCAAAUCUUGGUAUUACCAUAAGGCAAUCAUAUAACGCCUUUUUUCCACCGGCCGGCCGUACUCCUCGAGAAUCUUAUUAUCCUCUUUCCAUCCUCUCCAAUCCCAACCCAAAUUCUAUCCAACUUUUCUUUAACCCUUUUUUCCUCGUCUUAUUGGUUAAGCGUAUUGAAUACUUUCCCUUUCCCUAUAUAUAGGCUCCACUUCCCCUCCCCGGUUCCACACAAACCAAAUUCAACCGAUUCACAAGUCCACUAUUUUAUUCACUGUUCCAUUGCCUACUCUUCAUCCUUCUCAAAAAGAAAUGGAGCGAGUGUUCCAAUUGGCAGCGGAGAGGCCGGUGGUGGUGUUCAGCAAGAGCACUUGCUGCAUGUGCCACACCAUCAAGACCUUGUUCUUCGACUUUGGUGUCAACCCCACCGUCUACGAGCUCGACCAGGUCCCCGGUGGCCGGGAGAUCGAGCAGGCCUUGGCUCGACACGGUGUUGCCGGUGACUUUCCUGUGGUGUUCAUCGGCGGGAACCUUGUCGGCGGUGCCAAUGAGAUCAUGACCCUUCAUCUCAAUGGUUCCUUGUCUGCCAUGCUCAAACGGGCCGGCGCUCUGUGGCUCUGAUCAAGUCGAUCAUCACAUGGGUCGAAAUUUUGGCUAACUUUACUAUAUAUACUAUGGAGUACUCUCUUCUUUUCCUUCUUCUUAAUUAGUCAUGGUCAUAAUUAUGAUGGUAAUGAUCAUAAAAACCUCUGCUUUUUUGGCUAAGUAUCAGAGGGUACUAAAAAAAUGUCUACUUAUGGGGAUUUCACGCUUAGGCUUUGCGGUACUUUAUGAUGUAAUUGAUGACUAAAAGUGACGAAUCUCCUACUUUUUGUAAUACCUCUAUAUAUUUCUACUACGUACUAAUGUAUAAUAAAGUUAUGAUAUGAGAUGCUUUUAUAAUUUCUUGUGCCUGUCCAUGUGAAUUCUUUGAUUGAUCAAACAGCUACGUACAAGUGUACAACUAGCUAGUUAAUUAGCAAAUUCAAAUCGGAUACAAACAAAGUGCAGUAAGUAUCAGUUCCAAUUUAUAUUAGGGUAUAGUAUUAUACUCCAAACUCGAUUGAUUUAAUUCAUGUCUCCAUAGAAACAUCUCACUAGAAAUAUCAAGAGUGUCGUAUACUCGUAUCCACCUAUGAGAGGUCCAAUAUUAGAUAAAAUAAUAUAAAUCAUCAAUUUAACAUGUGAUACGUACAUUUUUUAUCCUCCAUUAGUUUAAGUGCUAACCCAUUCGACUGCCGCACAAUUUCGUACGUGGAACGUAAUUCAAGUAGCAGAAGAACAUGCAGAGCGACCCUCGAAUGAGUUAAUAAUCUGGCCCUUGGCCUCCGGUUGGGGCUGUUUUCAUAUCAUAAACAGUAAGAAUAUAACAUAUUCGUGGCGAAAUCUCAGAGGCUGAAAACUACGACCGAUCCUUGUCGAUGACGAAUAAUAUAUGUCCACUCCUCUACGUACGUAUAUAUUGUGGGAGAUCGAAUGGAUACGUGCAUUCUCUCUCUGUGUAAGAGAGGGAAUCGAAUCGGGGAAAGAAAGAAAGAAGGCAGCAAUAAGAGGACUAGAAAGAAAGUGGCAGUGUGUUCUUCAGACUACGAUAAAUACAUACAUACUUCUAGAUUUUUCGUCAACGAUCUUAAUUGGUUGUUUAUACGUACGCGUGUAUUGUAAUAAUGCAUGUUUAUACGUAGUGAGGAAUCAAUCAUAACGCGAGAAAGAAUGCAUGUUGGAGAAUGGAGACCUACCUAGCUUUCAUCUCUCCUGCGAAAUUCCAUGUUCGAGACGCACUGAUCUCCUGCCAUAUAUGGUUGGCUUAGCUCAUCGCAAAAAAAAAAAACAGACAAUGGAGAAUUGGAGAUGGUCCAUGCAUGCAUACGUUGCUUGCAUCUCUCUCUUUGUAACUAUAUUCUAUAUUCACCUACAUAGCUACAAAUGCGGCCUUAGUUAGUUCUGUCAAGAACCAGUUGAUCUCGAUAACUCGAGUUGUUGAGAGAGGUUUGAUAGUGAAUUAUAUAUCAUUUACUAUCACAUGCACUAAUGGCGUAGCCAGACUUUGAAUGGGUUGUGGUCCUUAAAAAUUUUGAGUUGAUUGAGGUCGCAUGAGGCAGAAUCAGCAAAAGUAUGGGGUAUAUUUCAAGUAUCGGCUAAAACACAUAUAUUUAAAGGGUUUUGGUACCCAAUUUUUUGCUAAAUGGUGUCCAAGGACCCCUCUCCUCAAGGUCUCCCUCUACCACUACUGUAUCACACCCCCUCAAACUAAAGGCACCAUAUAUGGGCUUGAAGUUUGCACAUGUCCAGACAUCAUGUGCUUAACAGAAACAGAUGUGGUCAUUGGGAUUCGAAACAGAUGACCUCUCGAUCACAGUAGGCUCUGAUAUCAUGUCAAGAACCAGUUGAUUUCAAUAACUCGAGUUGUUGGAAGAUGUUUCAUAGUGAAUACUAUACCAUUUACUAAACUAGCACAGGGCCCGACCCGUUGGCCGGAAGAAUUUUGUCGAGGAAUAUGCUACAUAAUAAUUAAUAAUGGAUAUAGUAGAUGAUUUGAAUUGCAUGAAAUUAUUGUCUUCUACCUUAGUUAUGCAUAUAAUAUUUUUGAAAGUGAUCCAACUAUGCAUAAUGUGUUUAGACCUCCAUGAAAAGAGAACAAAAAUAUAAUAUAAGCAUUACACAUAAUUAUUGAAUGGAAAAAAUAAAUAUAACUAAUUGUCAUUCAUUACUUAAUUAAACCAUAUAGUUGAAUAUUAGAGUUGUUUCUCAUAAUACAUACAUAAUCAACCUUUAGGAUGAAAGAAAAUGUCUCAUAGAGUUUAGUAUGUCCUUUAAGUUUUUCCCAAUACAGAGCAUUCUUUUUUACCACACUAUUGGUAAUGAAUCAGAAGUUGCUUGAUUUGAAAUAUAUCGGACAUGAUGCGGCUAAACUGUCGCUAAUAGUUAGUUGGACAAUGUGUUGUGUAUGGACUUCCCAAAUUAUUCUCAGAUUGCAGACAUGUCUAGCAACAAUGUAGUAAUUUUCAUGCAGCAAAUAUUUUUUCAUGAAAUAAUUCAAUAAAUAAAAGAGUAUGAAAAUAAUAUUACAUGAAAUAUAUGUUACUCAUUAAGUUGAUGAAUGAGCGAGGGUAUGAGUAACGUACAUUUAUUUUAAACAGAUAGAAGUUGCAAAGUGUCUUUUGGGUUGCAUGAGAUCGCAUAUUCUCAUUAUCCCUAUUUGACUUAUGCUUUUUUGCAAUAAAUAGUUCAAAAUGUGCCUUAAAACUUUUAUUUCCACGAGUGUAAAAGAAUUGUAUGUACCAAAGGAUUGUAAAACCGUAUCGAAAAAGUUGGUAUUAGAGUAUUUUAUACUGAAGUCAUAAUUUAACUAUGGUUCAACCGUUUCAUAUUACUAUAUGCGGUUACAGAAGGUUCUGAUACCAUGUCAAGAACCAAUUAAUUUUAAUCAUUCGAGUUGUUGGAAGAGGUUUCGUAGUGAAUACUAUACCAUUUACUAAAUGCGGUUGUGGCUUGGGAUGCAAAUGAAUCGAGCUGCUCGCGAGCGUCUCGGCGUUCGACUCGAGAAAAGCUCGUUCGAAUCUCGACUCGUUAAUAAAUGAGCCGAACACGAGCUCACCUUUGUUCAACUCGUGAAGCUCGCGAGCUAGCUCAACUCGGUUGCUUGUUGAGCUAAACUCGUGAGCUGACUCGUUUAGAGCUCAUGAUGUCUUAACAUGUGGGUAGAGAGCCAACUCGAUUACCAACUUAUGGACGAAUCAAUCUAUAUCUUAUGAUUUUAAUUCAUAUGGUUGUUAAAUUAUAUAUAUCACCAUAUAUAAAGUUUAAUACGUUGA